UGUCAUUAUAAAGAGGCUGAUGCACGCCCCGGUAACACCAAGCAAUCGAGGAAGCGAGAAGAACGGACAUGGGCUCCCCUGACCUCUCCACCGUCCUUCCCCGCGUCCUCAUCGUCUCCCGCCGCUGCGUCCGCAAGAACAAGUUCGUCGACUUCGUCGGGGAAUACCACCUCGAUCUCAUAGUCGGGUACGGGGCGGUGCCGGUGAUCGUCCCCCGCGUGGCCGGCGUCCAUAUGUUGCUCGAUAGCUUCGAGCCGAUCCACGGCGUGCUGCUGUGCGAAGGGGAGGACAUCGACCCUUCCCACUACGAGACCGACAUCUCGGGGCUGUCGCCCGAGGAGCUGGACGAGAUCCGCAACCUCCACACCAGCGACACCGCCAUCGACCGCGAGAAGGACUCCAUUGAGCUCCGGCUCGCCAAGCUCUGCCUCGAGCGCAACAUCCCCUACCUCGGCAUCUGCCGCGGCUCCCAGAUCCUCAACGUCGCCUGCGGCGGCACCCUGUACCAGGACGUCGAGAGGGAGCUCUCCAAGAAGGACGACGGCGGGGGCAGCACCGCCACCGUCCACAUGAACUACGCCGACUACGACGGACACCGGCACGCGGCGCGGGUGGUGGAGAACACGCCGCUGCACUCCUGGUUCCGGGAGUCGCUGGACGAGGACAAGAUGGAGCUGGAGGUCAACAGCUAUCACCAUCAGGGGGUGAAGAGAUUGGCGGAGCGGUUCGUCCCCAUGGCCUUCGCCGGGGACGGAUUGGUGGAAGGGUUCUACGACCCCGACGCGUACAACCCGGAAGAGGGCAAGUUCAUCAUGGGUUUGCAGUUCCACCCCGAACGAAUGAGGCGCUCUGAAUCCGACGAAUUCGAUUACCCAGGAUGUCCCAGGGCUUACCAGGAAUUUGUGAAGGCGGUGAUCGCGUACCGGAGGAAGGUGAAUCUGAAUCGCGCACCCAAGAUGGAUCAGGAACUGGAGAAGAAAAGGAAGACCAUCGUGAGAAGCUUCUCGAUUGCCAAGAACUUGUACGACGCGAGGCUCGACAUGCCACCCUCGGAGGAGCAGGAUCUCGAAGCCGGAGCCGAGUUCCUUGAGUCGAACACGGCGUUGAGCAUUCAGCAGGAGCAGAGGCUGAAGCAGAUGGGCGCGACGGUGAGGAACGCCUCGUCCUACUUGCAGAAGCUUAAGAUGAACGAGGGGAGGGAGAUGGUGGCGAGGAACGUGAUGCGGAAGAUGUCGGUGGAGCAGCUGUCGGAAUUGCUCUCCUUCUACCACAUGAUGGGGCAGAUCUGCUCCGAUGUGUUGGAGAGGAAGAUCAAGGCCGCUUGAAGGUUGUUAACACGCCGAAUUGGGUCUCCGCCACCGAUCUUAUUUUCCGUCUCCCUCAGAUAAAAUUUGUCUCCUGAUGGAAACACAUGGGAUAGACAAAGAACACAUUUCAAGAUUACAUCAUUAUUAUAGAAGGGUGUAAACAGUA
Messenger RNA from Musa acuminata AAA Group (dessert banana), 1473 nucleotides. RefSeq names its product putative glutamine amidotransferase GAT1_2.1. Gene Ontology annotation, cellular component: cytosol. The transcript is spliced from 4 exons. The record is from RefSeq and is a predicted model, not a curated record. Gene Ontology annotation, molecular function: hydrolase activity, acting on carbon-nitrogen (but not peptide) bonds, in linear amides. Lineage: Eukaryota; Viridiplantae; Streptophyta; Magnoliopsida; Zingiberales; Musaceae. Bases 69 to 1325 code for a protein of 418 amino acids.